Messenger RNA from Acanthoscelides obtectus, 714 nucleotides. The record is from the annotation of a GenBank genome assembly. NCBI's taxonomy places the organism in Eukaryota, Metazoa, Arthropoda, Insecta, Coleoptera, Chrysomelidae.
AUGGAAACAGAAAGUGAAAUUUCUGAAGCCAAAGAUAGUGUUACUUUAGCGAUACAACCUACUCCACAGAACAUGCGUAGAAAGAAGAUUACGACGGAAAGUAAAAGGCAGAAGCUCAAAAGAUUGAGGUACACUCCGACACAGUUACCGGAGUACCCGACCUGUGGACAUAAUGGCCAGCCGGGCAAACCGUAUUAUUGUACCACUUUAACAAUGAGCCAAAUUCAAGAUUUUCAUAGAAAACUGUAUGCAUCUAAGGAAAAAUGUAAACAAGAUAGUUUUAUAAUUGCAAGUUGUGAAGGCCAGAAGUGCAAUAGAUCGAAAGUGAAAAAGGAAAAAAUCUCCAUAUUCUAUUAUUUUAAUAAGGCUAAAAGGUUUGUGCUUACUAAAGGGAAAAAUAAUCCACUAGUACGAGGCGAGCCCAAUUAUUGUGUUGACGUGGGCGAAGCAAAGUCUGUUGUCAAGAGAGGAAUGAAAUUGACAUGCAUUAAUCCUACUCAACUUCCUAUUGGCUGCAAACUCAAAGGCGAUAAAUCGACAAUAAUUGCUCUCCUCGAAAAACAUUAUGGAAAUGCCUGGGAAGAAAAUCCUGAUUUGUUUUUUUUUAAAGAAAAUCUUGUUAACCCUAGAAGAGCGGAAAACCAGACUUCUGUAAAUGAUGUUGAAGCUGGCUGCAGUGGUUUAAGACCGUGCGAUAUUACUCUACAAAUUUAA